This is a messenger RNA of Myotis davidii, 1083 nucleotides long. Its product is annotated as endogenous retrovirus group K member 10 Gag polyprotein. The record is from RefSeq and is a predicted model, not a curated record. Gene Ontology annotation, molecular function: zinc ion binding; nucleic acid binding. NCBI's taxonomy places the organism in Eukaryota, Metazoa, Chordata, Mammalia, Chiroptera, Vespertilionidae. Gene Ontology annotation, biological process: viral process.
AUGGAGAGAGAUGAUGGACAGGGAGGAAGGCAAAGAUACCAUCAGCCUCUUCACUUUAAGCAGUUGAAGGAAUUAAAAACAGCAUGUGCCCAAUAUGGCCCUACAGCUCCUUUUACUGGGGUUCUCUUAGAAAGCCUAGCCAAAGCAUUGCCUCCUAAUGAUUGGAAGCAGUUGGCUAGGGCAUGCUUGAGUGGAGGAGAUUAUCUUCUAUGGAAGUCAGAAUUUGCAGAGCAAUGUCAGGUCACCGCAGAACUAAACAGGACUCAACAAAUACCCAUUGUGUUGGACAUGUUAGCAGGAGAAGGCAUUUACCGAGAAACUGAUCAGCAAAUUCACUUUGCUGCAGGUGUCUAUGCCCAAACUAAUACAGCAGCCUUAAGGGCAUGGAAGAAAUUGCCACCUCGUGGUAGGCAGACAGAGGACUUGUCCAAAAUCCGUCAGGGGCCUGAUGAGCCUUUUCAGGACUUUGUAUCCAGGUUGUUACAAGCAGCAGGAAGACUUAUAGGAGACGGAGAGUCAGGCAUGUUACUGGUGAAACAGCUUGCCUUUGAAAAUGCUAACUCAGCAUGUCAGGCGGCUAUACGCCCCUUCAGAAAGAAAAGCAGUUUAUCUGAUUAUGUAAGGCUUUGUUCAGAUAUCGGGCCCUCCUAUGCCCAAGGACUCGCUAUUGCUGCUGCUUUACAAGGAAAAACUGUCAAGGAAGUUUUGUUCCAGCAGCAAAAGUCUAAGGGUCAACUAACAGCCGGUCCACCUGGUAGCUGUUAUGGAUGUGGACAGCUGGGUCAUCAAGUCAGACAAUGCCCUAAGAAACAGGAUGGGAGCAAGCAGCCUGGGACCUGACCUAGACGCAAGAGAGGCAAACAUUGGGCAAAUGAAUGCCGCUCCAAAAAAGACAGUCAAGGAAAUCCUUUGCUCCGGAUGCAGGGAAAGGGGAAGAGGGGCCAGCCCCGGGCCCCUCAACAGUGUUACGGGGCACCGCAGAGCGAACCCAGCCUGCAACAGGGAAAUCCAUUCAGGAAUUAUACAGGGCAACCCCAGGAAGCGCAGGACUGGACCUCUGUGCCUCCACCUACACAGUAUUAA